Molecule: messenger RNA, 192 nt
Organism: Spathaspora passalidarum NRRL Y-27907
Lineage: Eukaryota; Fungi; Ascomycota; Pichiomycetes; Serinales; Debaryomycetaceae
Exons: 2
Coding region: 1-192 (63 amino acids)
Biological process (GO): mitochondrial respiratory chain complex IV assembly
Source: RefSeq, a predicted model, not a curated record
AUGUUCCAAUAUAUAAAGGCUAGUCAACGAAAACAAGUCACAAACUCGUUAUUUUCAUUAACAGGAGCAGUUUGCUUCAUGUUGGUUGGAGUAAACCAAGUUAUUCCAUGUCCUAUCGACAACAUGAUGGAAAGACCCGAUGAGCUAGCUCAGCAAUUAUCAUCUAACAUGCAUUUGAUCCGGUUUCGAUAA